AUGCUUCCAACGCCAGACACAUCGCACAUUCCCACCUCCCUCGUCUAUGACCCCGUCGAGGACUCCUACCUCCUCCUUGAUACCUUCUCCUUGGAUACAGAGCGCGCGUUUUUACAAUCUCACUUCUUUCCCUCACCCUCACCCUCAUCAGCCCAGACCCCGGUCCCGGCUCCGGCCGCCCUCGUCCUCGAGCUCGGUUCCGGCUCCGGCGUCGUCUCCGCUUUCCUCGCCGCCAACGCGCAGCACAUAUUCGGCGGACCGGUGCUGUGUGCUUGCACAGACCUGAACCCGCACGCGUGCCGUGCCACUAGCCAAACCGUGACCAAGGAGCUCGCGCGGAAGCGGGGCGAGGAUCCCAGCGCGGCCACGGGUCUGUUUCUCGGCGUGUCCAACGCGGAUCUCGAGGGCCCCUGGCAUAGGGGCAUAGUCGACGUCCUCGUCUUCAACCCACCCUACGUGCCCACGCCGGAUCUUCCCUCGAAGCCGGACAAGCUCAGCGGUACGGGCCAUGGGUCCACCGCCGCGCCUCCAUCGUUUGAGGAGGAGGAGUACUUCCUAGGGCUGGCUUAUGCGGGGGCUACGAGGGGAUGGAGGUGA
Molecule: messenger RNA, 597 nt
Organism: Parascedosporium putredinis
Lineage: Eukaryota; Fungi; Ascomycota; Sordariomycetes; Microascales; Microascaceae
Source: the annotation of a GenBank genome assembly